Spodoptera litura is the source of this 6882-nucleotide messenger RNA. It is a transcript of the gene stol, whose product is annotated as voltage-dependent calcium channel subunit stolid. Gene Ontology annotation, molecular function: voltage-gated calcium channel activity. NCBI's taxonomy places the organism in Eukaryota, Metazoa, Arthropoda, Insecta, Lepidoptera, Noctuidae. Gene Ontology annotation, cellular component: voltage-gated calcium channel complex. The record is from RefSeq and is a predicted model, not a curated record.
GCGGGGCAGGUGCGCGGGGGUCGUGGCGCGCGACUUGGCGCGCGACACGCUUGUCCUCGCCUGCGGCCCGCCCGCACGACACCGGCCCGGUCCCUAACCUGACUGACACUACCACUCGAUGACUCAUGAACAUACGUACAGCCCUGUGUGACACUGUCAGGAGAGUUUAGUGCGAACGGUGUGUAGCUCCAUGUAAGAGCGAUCAGUGCUGUGUCGGUUGUCGUGUGCCCUUGUCAUGUGGGGAGUGCGAUGGCGCUGAUGGACAGCAUGUGUCCGCGGAGGCCGCUGGGCCUGCUCGUCGCGCUACUCGCGGCCGCUGCGCUCGCCAACCAGCUCGAGGACAUCCCGCACAAUGAAGUCAAGAACUGGGCGCUAAAAUUCGGUGUCGACUUAUGGGAAUUCGGCAGACAUUUUACAAAAAUGAAUCAAAUACAAAAUAAAUACCACGAGUACAACGUGGACGUUGUGCGGAAGGAUGGCUUGCUACUCGUGCGCGAGCUCGCCGCUGAGGUCAAGAACCACAUGGACUUCAAGAUAAAUGCAGUAAUGCGCAUAAUGGACAGUGCAGAGGCAGCUGCUUUAUCAGCAGGCAAUGCGGGCAGCGAUGGGGCUCCAGGGUCAUACUAUGACGCUCGCUGGUUGAACGUGCACGCAGACGACGGGACCCUGGCAGCGCGAGCACGCCGGCUGACGCUGACACCGAGUAGACAUUUCGACCACAUCGCCGUCAACACCAGCUACAGCGCUGUGCUCAUGCCACCAUACAUCAACACUGAAGAUGGUGAGGUUCAGAACCAGAUCGCGUGGUCGGAGCACUUGGACCCCCUGUUCGUGAAUAACUACGAGAUUGAUCCGACGCUCUCUUGGCAAUACUACGCUUCUUCCACCGGAUUCAUGAGGCGUUACCCAGCAAUGUCCUGGCCUCCAGAAGAUGGAUACUCACAUCACGCAAGAGACUUCUACGACUUUCGGUCUUCAAAUUGGUUUGUGGAAGCAGCAACAUCUCCUAAGGACCUCGUGAUCUUGCUUGAUGACUCCGAUGACCUGAGCUCGUCUUACUGGCGGUUGGCCAAGUCCACCGUCUCCGCUCUUCUGGACACUUUAGGACCGAAUGAUUUCGUCAAUAUCUAUCGAUACAGCGACACGAUAUCUGAACUACACUCAUGUUAUACGAAGGUUUUGGCUCAGGCUCUUCCAGAGACAAUAAGAGAGUUAAAAACUGCAUUAUGGAACGCUGAGCUUUCGGGGGGUGUGGCCAAUCUGACAGGCGCCCUUACAACGGGCUUCGAGAUUUUACAUCGGUAUAAUCGAACGGGUCUUGGGUGUCAAUGCAACCAAGCAAUAGCCGUGAUCGGCGCGGGAGGUGGCGCUGCCGGCGUAAAAGGAGUGUUUCGCACGUGGAACUGGCCACACAUGCCUGUCCGCAUCUUUACAUACCGCGUCGGUGGAGACGCUGCCGCUGGACAUACUAUGAAGGACAUGGCUUGCACUAAUAAAGGUUUCUACGUGACGAUAAACGAGCACUCUGAGAUUAAAUCGAAGGUGUUACACUUCGUGGAGGUGUUGGCUCGGCCGCUUGUCAUGUACCAGACCAUGCAUCCCGUGCACUGGAGCCCCGCGUACGUUGGCGGAAGGAGCAGUAGCUUAGCUGAUGAUGGCAUGGGCCAACUGAUGUCUUCUGUCACCGUACCAAUCUUCGAUAGGAGAAACCACACGCAAAGAGAAGCUAAUUUACUCGGCGUGGUUGGAACUGAUGUCCCUAUCGAUCAAAUAAAGAAGCUCGUGCCACCAUACAAGUUGGGUGUGAACGGUUAUUCGUUCAUGGUGGAUAACAACGGGCAUGUAUUGUAUCAUCCUGAUUUGAGACCAUUGCAUACGAACGAGGAAUACACUGAGACGCUGCGUCCUCUGUACUCGAGUGUGGACCUCACCGACGUGGAACUGCUCGUCGACUCCGAUGAGAACUCUAGGGUCAACCUCACCUCGCUGCUACUCGAUCUCCGUCACGAUAUGAUAGAACAGCGGGAAGGUGAGACUGAAAUCGCAGUGAAAGUGCAAUACGACAACAUGAGACGUGUCGCUACCAGGCGACAGAGGUACUUCUACAGUCCGGUAGAUGGCACUCCAUUCUCGCUGGCCGCAGUGUUGCCAGACGGAUACGGCAUGUACGAACUGCAGGCGGAGCAGGAGGUCAAACACAGUCCUGUUAAUGUCACAGAAUACUUCAAAGGUGAAAACUGGAAAGUUCAUCCGGACUGGGUGUAUUGUGAAUACGCUUCGACAUCCGACCAGACGUUUAAUUCUGCGGAGGAGCAACUAUUGCACUUCUUGUCCCGCGCGGGUCGGCCUGGGUGGAAGUGGAUGUCACUACGACCGCGCGCGCUCACACUACACAACGCGCACAAGAAGCAGGAUAGGGACUCUUAUUAUUGUGAUAAAACUUUAGUGCAAUCAUUAAUUAGGGAUGCAAUGGUAAUCAAAGAAUUGGACGCUCACACUGGACAUGCAAGCCACCACUCACACCCGAUAGCGACUUUAAUGGCACUCCUUACAAGGCAAGGACGGUUCCACAAGUUCGUAGUGACGCUGUCGUUCAUCGCAACACGCAGCGGUCUGCUUCGCUGGACUGAGAACGUCAACACCUCCAGGAGCACUGACUCAUCAGAACCGCAUUUCAGUGAGAGAUACUCUCGCGCAUACGACUCGGAAUGGUAUCGUCGCGCAGUAGAGCACCACGCCAUCGAACCCGAGAGCUUCGUAUUCUCGGUGCCCUUCCGUGAUGGCUCGGAGGCUGAGGAGCUGAGUGGUCGCCCUCCUCUAGUGCUGGCCACGCACGCUGUGUUCGUGGAGUCUCGCGGACAUCGUGCACCCGCCGCCGUCGUAGGCCUCCACUUCCAGCUAGACUCCCUAGCAAAACACUUCUUAAACGUUACUUCAGCAUGCACAGCUGGCACUUCUUGUAAGAAGACUUGCGCAGGCGACGAGUUAGACUGUUACAUUUUGGACGACAACGGUUUCAUCAUUUUAUCAGAAGACGUCUCACAAACUGGUCGGUUCUUCGGACAAGUCGAUGGGACUAUUAUGGAUUCACUAGUACAAGAUCGAAUAUACAAAAAGGUCGUUGUACACGAUCAUCAAGGCCGAUGUCCGGACUCCAGAAACUCAUUUAGUGGUGACGGUCACAAAGUUUCGCCUCUAAAACCACUAUCCUGGCUCGGUGGAUACCUCACCAGUCUACUUGCCGUAUGGUUCCCACUAUGGGAGCCAGUGCGCGCACGAGCCAGGCCAUACGCUGAGGAAGAAGUUGAUUACGAGGACUACGAGAGUGAAGAUAUGGAAAACGAUGAUGACUUGGACAGGGACCGCGGUACCUAUGAGAUCAUAAUCGACGGGUUGGGUGAGAGUUCCCGCGACAGUGGCCGAUCGCACCCGGGCCCCCCUCCCCCCUCGAGCGGAGUCCCCCCUCCCCCGCCGCCCCGCGAGGCAGCUCGCUCGGCCGCCGUGCGCCCCUGCGACACCAGCGCGGAACUGUUCACACUGCAGUCCUCACGACUCAACACCGCACAACCACUCAAGGGCAAGCUCACUAAUUGCCAUAACUCGGGCUGCGAGAGACCGUUCAGCGUGCAGAAGAUCCCGCACAGCAACCUGAUCCUGCUGGUGGUGGACACGCUGUGUCCGUGCGGCGCCAAGCGGCUGGACGUGCGCGCGCGCGAGGCGGCCGGCCGCGCGCCCUGCCGCCGCCUCGCCGGCCACCACCGCCGCCGCCCCGCGCACUGCGGCUCCUACCAUCCCGAGGAAAUCGAGAUACAAUCGUGUGGUCGCGGCGGUCGAUUGAUCCCUGCGGUGUGGGCGGUGCUGUCCCCGCUCCUGCUGCGACAGGUGCUGAGCACGUGACUGCGCGUGCGCACGUAAUGUUCUACCAACGCGCGGCGCCCAGCGCACGGAACGCCGGCGAGUCGUGAAACUUUCUGUACCCCACUCAGUUUCAGUAAACCGGUCGAUUGUUUCAAUGUUAUCUCUUAGUUUCACGACAUCUCCAGGGAAGCUUCAUCUGAAAAUGGCGUUCAAGUAUUCUUGCGAGUGAUAUGAGUGGAGUGGAGUGGAGUGCGGUCUGUAUGUAUGCGGUGUAUGUCUGUCUCUCCUCAGCCGCUCCAGCCGCCGAGUGGCCGGCGGUGACGUGGGGCCGAUGUAAUUGUGCCACCGCGCCACUCACCGCCGGGUACCCGGUACCCGGUCCCCGCACUCAGCAGCCGGAGCGUUUAACGAGGGGCUUACAGUUUUGAUCAAUUUUACCGACUGAAGUUUUGGUCCGACCAAGUGAACUUUUGAUCUUGUUUUGAGACAGGAUUAUAGUCGAGUUAGGGUACGAUUAUUGAAAUAUUUUCUCCUCUCUGUUAAGUUGUCACUUUCAUAUUGUAACUGAUGCGGACGCAUACGGUAAUAGGUAGGUAACGAAUAUCUUGUUAAAUUUAAAUUGAAGAUUAUCACAAACUUGGAGAUCUUAUAAAUUAUAGCUAAUGUUAAUAGGUAUUGAAAGAUAAUUAAUGUAAAAUAUUGAUAUCGUUUAACAGUUUUAGAAAAAUUUACCUAUGUUGAGACCUAAUUCGAUUUUAUUUCUUGAUAUCUGUCAUUCAAUUUUAUCGCAAACUUAUUGAAUAGUUGCAUAGGGGUUGAUGUAAAUAAGAAAUUAUUUGUUUGUAGAGAUAUUUCUUUGCUGAAUUUAUGUGUGCCUGUGUAAUGUAACAGUCGUUGUGUCGUCGAGCAGCGCGGCGGCGCCAGCACGCACACACGGGAACAAACCUAUCACAGAGUACUGCUCGCGGCCAGCGUGUCCCCGGGCGCCGCGACGCCUGUCUCUUUGACGACUUUCCAUUUUAGUCGUUAGUGAUUUUCUCGCCUAAUCUUCGAGUAAUGUCGUAAAGAAACUGUAAACAGUUUCGUAUUUUUAUUGUAAAUAUUUUACUAACUUAAAUGGCCUAUUACAAUUUUAAGAAAGUGUGUUGCUAUAAUAUAGGUCGUUCAAAUUCGACUUCUGCUGUCGUAAAUAUUAACAUCGUCAUAUCGAUCUGUAACAAUAAUUGUUUGCAUAUCAUAAUGUUCUCUUUCGAUUGUUUCAAGUUGAAAAAUAAGGCCUCUGAACAUCGGAUAAGUACUGACACUCUACUUUCAUACGUAAAUUUCAAAUUUCGGAGUAUAAGAGAAUAAGCGUAUUUACCUAUUAACUUGUUUGUACCUAACCUAAAUGUGAAUGUUACAUAGGAGUAAUGAUCAAAUCCACAUUUAACAUUAAAUAGUUUUAUAUAUCAUACCUAUUUAUUGAAUAGUCAUUAAUGUACACGAGUAUACGGCUUGCUAUUGUCCGUAUAAGUAUUCCAAUUUUUGAAACAGUUUAAAACCCCGUACAGUUAUUCCUAAUGAAGAUAGCCAGAGUUAAAGAUUGAGUGCCAAACCACUAUUAUACAAUAUGUGACACAAGCCGUCACUGUCUGCCCGCGUAGCUGUGAGUGUGGAGGACAAUAGCAAGCUACACAUUCUACACGACGUGCAUUCAUUGCAGCAAGCUCUCGGUGCGUACUUCGCGUAUUGUAAUGUUAAGAGGAAAGAGAACUGAGCUGGUUUAGCCGUAGAGUAGCCUUUUGUGGGCCUUGUAUAAGCAGUGGUACCGACAUUUAUAUGGUGCAGUAGUUAGUUACACAAGAUACAUAGAUAAUACAAUUACAUAUAUCUUCCGUACAUUAGAGAAAUGUUAGAUUUGAAGCAAUAAUAAAGUUAACUCGGUGUAUAUUCCCAGAAGAGUGCCGAAGAGAUUACCGCAGUGAGUGCGCGCGUACCAUACAAGCUAACAUAGUCAUAUCGUACACAGCAUACUCACUAAUAUACUACAGAUAAUAAUUAUCGUUGAUUGAAGGCGCUUUUGAGAAAUUGUACAUUUUGUAUAAAUAAUACAGUAAGGAGUCGAUUUAAUGGCGUAGAGAUUGUUUAAGCUGGUGAGUGGCGAACGACUGGUAAUGUAUUGAAAGUGCUUCUAGUAAGCGUCGAGUCUUCCAUAGCAGUCGAACGCGGGGGCGAGUGUUUAUUGUUACGUCUAAGUAUUAAACGAUAAUAAUAGCGUAUACUUAUCAUAGCAUAGGCGGAGCUCGCGUCUUGUACCACGUGCAGAUAUUUUUACUUGCACUUCGCGGGAUUUAGUUCUAUGUAACUAUAGACACAAAACAAAUACCUCGUUUAGUUACUCAGAAUGUAAUAGUUAGACAGAGUUAGCAUUUAUUUCGCGUUUAGUUCUUGGACAUAUCAAUUCAGGCACCAAAUGAGACUAUAGAGUAAGCAAUUUUUAAAUGUUUUCUUGUAUUACAGUAUUGAUAUCGAUUAUUUUAAUAAGGUCUUUAUCAAUGUUUUGUAGAGUCGCGGGACUGGCGCGCAACGUAUUGAUCCCACAUUGACAGGGUCCUCGUUAAAAUAGUUGUGCGGUGGCGCCAUUACGUGCGAGUGGAACUUGUCACAGCGAACAGUGAUAUCUAACUUUGCCACCUUCACUAACCCUGUAUCUUACAUUUUUAUAUAAAUCCUAAAUUACUCGUUUUAUCUGAUAGACCUGUCAAUUUCGUUCUAAUGCUUUUUAGAACUAUUGUCAAAAUUCGAUAAAUUCUGGAUAAAAUUAUAUUAUAUAUAUACUAUUUGAUUGGAAAGCAAAUGUUAACGUCACUGUUUACAAUAUUUUCUUUGGAUUAGUUAAAAGUUGUAUCAUUCUUCACGGCAAUCUGUGUGAAAAUGGUUCUCUAGCGUAAUUCUAGUAAAAUACUGUUCUUUUUGUUACUUGCCAGUUCAUUGCUAUAGAUAUACAGUAAUUACAACAAUAAAGUUCUCUUAUAACAUUGUGAA